AUGGCUAGAGGGCUCUUCACUGGCAGCAACCAAGAUGCUGGCAGGACACUCGGUUUGGAGGGGGGGCUGCUCUGCCAGCUGAUCCGUUCCCCAGAUUACAAUCUGUUCCCCAACUCAGCGGUUUUUGAGAGCAACUUCAUUCAGGUCACAAAGAAGGGGAAAUGGAUGGACAUCACCCACACACCCACCAUUGUGACUCUGGCAGUGACCUCCUCAGAUCCCUGCCUCCCUCUCCCCAACGUGCUCCUGAUGGCGAACCAACAGGCCCCACUUCAAAGGCCCUGCCCGCCACUACCGGAGCUUCUGGCCCUGACUGCCUCCGUUGCUUUGCCCAGGCUGCUCCCCCUCCGCUACGUCCGGCUCUCUGUCCACAGCGCCUCCCAGCGCAUUUUGCGUCUCCAGACGGUGACCAAGACGGUGUAUUACCUGCAGCUGCACCACGAACACCCAGAAUCCGUCUUUGCGCUCUGGAGCCGCCUGAUAAACAUCCUGCAGAAUGGCCUCUCUACCACCACCAAGGACCCGGCCAUCCCCAUCCACCACUGCCUGGUCUCCAGCCGUAGCAGCAGCGUCUCCAGCAUCGGGCCCUUGGUCGAGCGCUCUGAUACGGUGAUAAGGAGCGCAGGGGUGAUCAAGAGAGUGGGCAGGAAGGUGUCGGGCACCACCACCCAGUUCUCCCCAAGUCCCAAGCAAAACCUGGAAAAGCCUCGGAGAGUCUCCUUCCAAGCGCAGCAACAGAGCCUGGAGGACACGUCGGGCCUCUCCAGCAACAUUAAAGUCCUCUUCUACGACCUGCCUCCGCCGCUGGUGUGCGCCCGCUGCAAGGGCCGACUGCCGAGGACCGAGCCGCGAAAGUGCCGCCUGGACGCCCGGCCCGCCGACUCGGAUGUGGAGCUGGCGCCCUGGAUGGACCGGAGGACCCACGGCCUCUGGCAGCAGGAGACGCCCACCUGGCUGCAACCCCUCUGCCGCCUCAGUAGCCUCGCCGCCGCCGGCUGGAAAUAGGCCGGGCCGGGCCGGGGCGGGACCCCGGCUGGGGCGCACGGCCGCCCGGACACGCCGUCGCCGCAGCAGCCCAAGCGGGACGAGAAGCGACUGGCGGGGCCAAAGCGCGAAAGGGAUAAAUAAAGCUGCCGGCUGGACCCGACCCAGGAGUGGCGCCCACUUGCAGAGGAGGCGGGAAGGGCGGACGCCGGGAGCAGGAACCCCCCCCCUCCCGACCCACCCAGAGGGGAGGGAAAUGCACUGGGGGCCAGCUAACUCUGCUGGGUGUCUAUGGGCACAGCCAAGGCAGGAAGGGGGUGGGGGGCUUCUAAUACCCCCCCUGACCCUCCUCCUACCAGCCUCUUUCCAUCACCUGGAAAUGGUACAUCAAUUGUUGAGGGACAGCCCUCUAAGUGGACUGGGGUCCCACACCAAGCACUCCGGCGUCAGGGGUCCCUCACUUGCCCAGAGCAGGUGUCAGGUGCCCACCAAGGGGGCAACCUCUCCUCCAAGGUCUGCUUUUGGGUGGGAGCGAAGUUGGUGGUGAGCAGCUUCUUGCAGCCAGAUAGGGAGGCUUCAUCCAGAGCAUCCCCCAGAAGAUGUGGGGGAAAGAAAGAAUUGGGGGGGCCAGGAGGGGGCCUGGCCAAGGGCCUGGCUUUGGAGGCAGGGGCUGAGCAAGCCACCCCCACAGAUGAAGGGGUCCAAAUUUGGGGAAGGGUGGCUGGAAGGGCAAGAUGCUGCUUUCCCCAUCACUGGAAAAGUCCCCAUCCCAUCUUAGGGUUAGGGUCCCCCCCUUCCCUUUCAUCUCCCCCCCCCAGUAAUUCAAAGGAAGGUCAAACCAAUUUGGGGACAAAGUUGAAACCAGGGUUUGCAUCUGCCUGCUGUGCCUCGAGAGCAGUUAGAAAGAAACGAAGGAAGCUUAGUGCCCUCCUGAGACAUUGACUCACCAUCCCAAGGUCAGCCCUCCUUCGCAGGGAGAGUUACCAAAACCACUUCUUUGAACGUGAACUGGACAAGCGGAAGAUAGCUCUGUGUGUGUGUGUGUGUGUGUGUGUGUGUGUGUGUGUGUGUGUGUGGAACAGGAAGGGGAAAGUUA
Ahaetulla prasina is the source of this 2080-nucleotide messenger RNA. RefSeq names its product Golgi-associated RAB2 interactor protein 1A-like. The transcript is spliced from 6 exons. The record is from RefSeq and is a predicted model, not a curated record. Gene Ontology annotation, cellular component: nucleus. The coding region runs from base 1 to 1005 and encodes 334 amino acids. NCBI's taxonomy places the organism in Eukaryota, Metazoa, Chordata, Lepidosauria, Squamata, Colubridae.